AUGAGAGGAAGGGGCAGAGGCAGGAGUACAAUAUUUUUUGAGUAACUGCUUCGACCAUGUCUAGAAAAUCAUGGAUUGAGGAAAACUUCUUCAAGAGAGAGUGUGUUAAGUUUAUCUCUUCUUCUCGUGACUUUCACAGAUGUGUUCCAGUGUGUCAAGUAUGUCUAAGCCUGAUCAGAUGCUGUUGUGGUCGCCUGAUGGGCGAGCACACUUCAGAGAAAUUUAUUCCGCCCAUAUCCCUAAACCCCAGGCCUGGCUCAGCUACAGACGAGGAGUGGUGCGUGAAGCGUCACUCCCGGGCCAUUCCCACUGAUGCCUAUGGGACAGUGGAUUUUGAAGACACUGCCACACGUGUCUGUCGGGCCAAGUAUCUGCGUUUGGCGGUGGACUCGAAGCAAGAGGCCAUUCUUCACCUCAUGUUGAAAGAGUGGCAGAUGGAGAGGCCCAAGUUGCUGCUGAGUGUCUACGGAGGCUCCAAGAACUUCUCCCUGAGUCCCAAAGUGGAGCAGGCAUUCAGCAAAGGCCUGAUGACAGCAGCUCUUAGUACAGGGGCGUGGAUACUCACCAAUGGCAUUAAUACAGGUGUGUCCAAGUAUGUCGGUGAGGCAGUGAAAAUGUAUGGAGGUCACGACUUGAGGAAGAGAAACACUGUUGGAAUCACACCAUGGGGAGUAAUUGACAACAGUGCAGACCUAAUUGGCCGAGAUGUGUUUAGGCCCUAUCAGCCACUUGGAAACCCUCUAGGUAAACGUGUCUGUCUAAAUGGUUUUCACUCACAUUUCCUGUUUGUGGAUGAUGGGACACUUGGAAAACAUGGCUGCCAACAAAGUCUGAGGAGAAAGCUAGAGAAACACAUCAAUUUCCUAAAGAUUCACCCGCGACUAAACUUCGGGGUACCUGUGGUGUGUGUGAUUUUGGAAGGGGGUCCUGCUGUAAUUUCCACUGUUUUGCACUACGUUAGCAGUGUCCCCCCAGUCCCAGUGUUUGUGUUUGAAGGAUCAGGCCGUGCUGCUGACCUGCUAGCCUUCUUACACAAGCAGACUGCUACUCACAAUGAACUGGAGGCUGAUAUUAAAGAUGACUUCCUCAUGAAGAUUGGACAGGUGUUUGCGGUUGAUCAGUCAGAGGCCUCUCAACUUUACUCACUGCUUCUGCAAUGUAUGGAUCACAGGCAGUGUAUAACAGUCUAUGACUCUGAAUCAGAAGACCAUGUUGGUCCAGAUGCUGCCAUUUUAACGGCCACAAUGAAGGGUACCAAGGCCAGCCCUGCAGAGCAGCUGAGUAUGGCCCUGGCCUGGGACAGGGCUGAUAUUGCACGGAAAGAUGUUUUGGUUUAUGGGCAUCAUUGGAAGGAGGGGUCAUUGGAGCAGACCAUGCUGGAUGCGCUGGUGAUGGACCGUGUCAGUUUUGUCAAACUCCUCAUUGAUUAUGGGAUGACAAUGAACCGCUUUCUCACUAUUGAUACCCUAGAGGAGCUCUACAACACACAUACCCAAGGGCAAAUAAAACGUUUUUUUCAUCAUCUUGUGGAAGAUGUGAAGCAAACUUCUUUGCCAUUGACAUACCGUCUCUCCAUCGUUGAUAUGGGCCUGGUAAUCGAGUAUUUGAUUGGAGGAGCUUAUCGCAGUUCCUACACCAGGAAACACUUCAGGGCUGCAUACAACCAUCUACGGAGCAAGGGGGCUCGGCAGGGCAGCUCAGCCUCACUGUUCAAACAACACCAGGGACAGGGACCACUUCAAACAAGAAGUUCUCAAAACCUUCAUUUCUUUAGAACUGCUCAGCCAUAUAAACACAAGGAGUCCGAUGUUUUACCGGGAUUCAGUCAAGAAAUUCCUCAUCCUCCUAUUCUUGGUAACAGUCCUCUGCUCAUUUCUUUUAACUUCAAUGACCUGUUUGUGUGGGCAGUACUGCAGCAGCGACAGCAGAUGGCACUGUUUCUCUGGCAACAUGGUGAAGAGGCCCUUGCACGUGCUACAGUGGCCUGCAAGCUCUACCGCUCCAUGGCCACAGAGGCACGGCUGAGCAGCAUGGAUGACAACAUUUCCGAACGUUUCAGGGCAUACUCACUGGAGUUUGGUCAGCUGGCUGUGGAUGUGUUAGACUGUGCAUUUCGUCAGAAUGAGCAGAUGGCCAUGAAGUUGCUGACAUCGGAGAUGGAGGGGUGGAGCCACUUCACCUGUCUGCAAAUGGCUGUCUCAUCUGGACACCGGCCGUUUGUGUCACACUCUUGCACCCAGACCCUCCUCACUGACCUCUGGACUGGCUCUCUCAACAUGCGCAAAAACUCUUUUCUCAAGAUAAUACUGAGUCUUCUUCUGCCGCCUUUUAUCCUGAUAUUGGAGUUUAAAAGCAAAGCUGAAAUGUGCCAUGUGCCACAGUCCCAUGAGGCCAUGUUGUUUGAGCACGACUCUGUGGAUUCUUUGGAGAUAAACAAGGGAGCAGAUGACAUGGGCAGUGAUGAUGUAGAGAGCUCUGUAUCUUUCCAUGACAGAUGUCUUGGUCCAUUUUCUGAAACAGUCUCCUCACUGUCUAACCAGUGCCUGUCCUGGGUCACGCGGAUUUACAAAUUUUACACCGCUCCUGUUGUCAAGUUCUGGUUUCACACUAUGUCAUAUUUGGCAUUUCUAAUGUUGUUCUCCUAUACUGUCCUGGUCAAAAUGAGUGACCAACCAAGUGUUCAGGAGUGGCUGGUUAUAGCAUUUGUGUUUUCUACUGUGCUGGAAAAAAUCAGAGAGGUGUUCAUGUCUGAGCCAAGGAAACUGAGUCAGAAGCUGAAGAUUUGGUUUUCUGAAUACUGGAACAUAUCCGAUUUCAUUGCCAUCAUCCUCUUUGUGUUUGGUUUUCUGCUGCGCUGGUACUCUGAGCCUUAUCUAACAGCUGGGCGCAUCUGCUAUUGCCUGGACAUCAUCUUCUGGUUUAUCCGAGUGAUGGAUCUCCUGGCUGUCAAUCAACAUGCAGGCCCUUACCUCACCAUGAUCACUAAAAUGACACGAAACAUGUUUUUCAUUGUUGUUAUCAUGGCGAUUGUGCUGCUGAGUUUUGGAGUGUCCAGAAAAUCCAUUCUAUCCCCAAACGAGGAACCGUCCUGGAGCCUGGCCCGGGACGUUGUGUUUCAGCCAUACUGGAUGAUCUAUGGAGAGGUCUACGCAGGAGAAGUUGAUACAUGUGCUGAUGGUAUGCCAUGUGCCCCUGCCUCCUUUCUUACCCCGUUCCUCCAGGCUGUCUACAUGUUUGUGCAAUACAUCAUCAUGGUCAACAUCCUCAUUGCAUUUUUCAACAACGUCUAUUUUGAUAUGGCUUCAACAUCAAACAAGCUAUGGAGGUACAAUCGUUACCGCUAUAUAAUGACAUAUCAAGACAGACCGUGGCUUCCUCCGCCACUUAUUUUUUUCAGUCACUUGGCUCUAGUUUUGAAGGCUGUCUAUAAGAGACUGAAAGGAGAUGCAGAGAAAGAAGAGAGGGGCUCUGGACUGAAGCUCUACUUGAGUUCUGAAUGUAGAAAAAAGCUGCAUGAAUUUGAAGAGAAAUGUGUUGAGGCAUAUUUUUUGGAGAAAAAGCGGGACCUCAGGGAUCAGACAGUUGCAAUCAAAGCCACAGCGGAGAGAGCAGAUGAGAUGGUCAUGACGGUUUGGGAUGUCUCAGAUAAGGUCCACUCCAUUCAGGACAGUUUAUCAGAGUUGGAUGUUCAGCUGGGACAACUGCAAGAUCUGUCUGCUCUGGCUGUGGACACUUUAACGUUGCUCUCUGCCUCAGACUGCCUGCAUCAGGAGGAGGCACGUUUAGGGCAGUGUCAGUCACUCACAUCAUCCUGCUUUGUCGUGCCCCACAGCUGCAGCCUGCCACAAACAAAUGACACAGACCUGCUCUACUAUAAAUCCUGUAAAAGCACACCAUCAUCACUGUUAAAGGACUGUAAUGUUGCAGCUGGACGGCGUAUUUCACUAGACUCUCAUGGAGGAGUGAGAGGAUGCAGAAGAGGACACACAAAUAGGGAGGUGUAUUCUCCUCUGGCUUACCCCAGCAGUAGUAGAGAAAGUGUUAAUCAUCCCAAGGAUCAAACUCCCAGUGAUUCCCAUGAACCAUCUACCAGCACAGCUCCACUGUCACCCAAUUUUUGUGACAGAGGAUUUGGGAGACUUUGGACUCAGGAAUCAAAUACCAAUCCUAAGGUAGAAGAAGACGAGCAAGAAACACAGGAUAAUGAUGAUUUCAAGUCUUCUAGCCAGGUUGAACUGUUAUGUGAGGAUAAAGACAUUUCAGAAGGCUUAAGCAAUCCAGCAUUCUGUUCUGGGAGUAGCCAUGCAAGUCCUCCGUCUUUACUCUCAAGUCAGUGGAAGUCUUCUGUCAAACACCUCAGAUGGUCUCGGCUGUCCCGGGACCACCCCUAUCAGUACUGUAGGUCUCUGUCUUCAAGUGUGGAGAACCUUACUUUCUCUGGAAAACUUCUAAAUCAAAAUCACAGCUCAAUCCCUCAUUUUGAUGAACCACUGAUGAAAGGCAAGAAGCUACAAGCCACUAGGGACAGGGGCUGGUCAAAGUCCUCAAAUUUUAUUGAGGACAUCGAGAGUAAAGGGCAAUCACACCACAAGAAGACAGUCAAGAUACAAGAAAGCCAUCCCCACACUGGCAUGCAAUCAGAAUUAUCUGAGGCAUGGUGGAGAAGACGGCAAAGAUAUAAAGGAGAAGGCAGGUGUUGGUCUGCUUCAGCGAGCCUCAGUCAACUCAAUAUCGAACCAAUGGAUUUCUUACAGAGGCAAAUGGUAAAUAUUGUGUAAAAGUCAUAUUUACAGACAUGUUUAGAAUACUUACAGUAACUUUGCCUCCAGGAUUUGUGGAGCCCCCCUCAUUCGACCUGGAACAGUUGGACCAAAUCUGUCAGGAGGUCUUCUGUUCAGGGUGCCAGUGCUAAUGAAGUUAGGACUUCUACAUUUCAGUCCAGUGAAAAUUUAUAUCCACAUUAUUCAGCGAUGGAAAGAAACAAUCUGAUGCGACUGGCUCAUGAUAUUCUUUUUACUCCGGUGUCUCUCAUUGGAGGUGAGGAGGUGAGCAUCUACUCUCUGAUGGAGGAGCCUUCUGGCUCUGCAGGCUCUUGCACAGUUUCAUCUUGGUCGUCCCAAGGCCUCUCUGCCAUUUUGCAGCCCCUGUCCAGUGAAGAGGGGUCUCUCUAUGGGGGUCUUCGUCAAGGCCGCAGAGUGCUGUGUACCUGGGCAGAGCAAGACGUUUUGAGGCCUGGACAGGUGUAUGUGGUCAAAGCAUUUCACCAAGAGGUUGUCCGCACCUGGCAAAAACACUUCCAUGGCAGCACUGCUCUACAGCUUUGUUUAAGAGAAAUCCAGCAACAAAGAGCUGCACAAAAGAUGAUUGAAGUUUUCAACCAGAUCAAACCUGAAAGUAUCAGCUACUCGCCACAGUUUUUAGAUGUUAUGCUUGUCCUCUGGCAUUCAAAUGGACAGUGGUUUACUAUUGAGAGAAACUUACCGGGUGUUUUCAGAAAGUUCAACAACAACACUGGAGAAGAGAUCAUGCCUAGAUGUUUUUUAGAAGAAUUUCUAUUGGCCUUUUCUCAUUGGACAUAUGAAUACUCUCGCAGAGAGAUGCUAGUGCUCGAUAUACAAGGAGUUGGUGAGGAACUGACAGAUCCAACAGUCAUCAUGGCAGAUAACCACAGCAGUGGCAGAGAUGAAAUGCUGUUUGGUGCAGAUAACCUUGGGCAGACGGCCAUCAGUGGCUUCCUUCAUAAACACUCAUGCAACACUUACUGCCGGACACUACGAUUGUCAGAUUUAAGGAGGCAUGCCACGGGCAGCACAGCAGAGUCGUAAUCAGCAAAUGAAGAAAACAGCAUCCCUGGACUGGGACCCAACCUUUGACCAAGAAUUAAGAGACGUAAGAAUCUCAUAGUCAAAAGUGCCCACUUAGUUACACAGUUAUUUGAAAAAUAUACUACAAAAUAAUUGAAUAAUAUGAGUUAUUGUCACUUUUGACACGUUUAUUCUAUAUAAAAAAUCUAAUACUUUAUGUAAAUCAGUUGAUUCUUUCCCUGUAAAUAAAAAAAAGCAUGCAUUGUAUUUAAAAAUGACUCAAAGCUGCACCCAUAAAAGUUUUUUUUUAUUUUUUCUUCCCACAACAAAAUGUCUACAAAAGCGAUAAAAUAUAGAAUUUAACAAAAAUCACUUCAGAUCUUCACAUUGUAUUUUAUCUCAAAGGAGGACCCGCAGGGCCCUGCAUAGCUCCGAACUUCAACCCAGCUAUUUUCUUAUUUAAAUCUGGAUCUUUUUGACUCUUACAUCACGCACAAACACACGCAAUUUGAUGCAAAAUUAAACAGUUAUGAAGUUACUUUUAGAGAGUUAUAGUUCAGAGUCCAGCAGAGUCCCUUCAAUGAAUAUAUAAAAAAAUGUUAAGUGUAUUUCCAAUACACCAUUUUCUUGGAGUUCCCCUUUUUUGAUUUUCAAGUAAAUGCACACAGUAAA
Boleophthalmus pectinirostris (great blue-spotted mudskipper) is the source of this 6476-nucleotide messenger RNA. RefSeq names its product transient receptor potential cation channel, subfamily M, member 6 (gene trpm6). Gene Ontology annotation, biological process: monoatomic cation transmembrane transport; protein phosphorylation; protein tetramerization. NCBI's taxonomy places the organism in Eukaryota, Metazoa, Chordata, Actinopteri, Gobiiformes, Gobiidae. The record is from RefSeq and is a predicted model, not a curated record. Gene Ontology annotation, molecular function: protein serine/threonine kinase activity; monoatomic cation channel activity; ATP binding. The transcript is spliced from 39 exons. Gene Ontology annotation, cellular component: apical plasma membrane.